Cyphellophora europaea CBS 101466 is the source of this 426-nucleotide messenger RNA. RefSeq lists its product as uncharacterized. The transcript has 2 exons. The coding region runs from base 1 to 426 and encodes 141 amino acids. Gene Ontology annotation, biological process: mitochondrial respiratory chain complex IV assembly. The record is from RefSeq and is a predicted model, not a curated record. Gene Ontology annotation, cellular component: mitochondrion. NCBI's taxonomy places the organism in Eukaryota, Fungi, Ascomycota, Eurotiomycetes, Chaetothyriales, Cyphellophoraceae.
AUGCCCUCCUCCUGCAAAGAACUGCGAGCCGCCCUCGCCGCCUGCCUGCAGCAGUCCGACUGCAUCCUCGUCGAGCACCACAAACCGCUGGACUGCCUCUCGCCGCCGCUGGUGCACACCCUCCCCGAACAGUGCCAGCAGCUCAAGCGCGGCUUCCGCGACUGCAAGAAGGGCAUGGUCGACAUGCGCAAGCGCUUCCGCGGCCAUCAGCCCAUCUCGGCGUCGACGGAGCUGGAGGGCGGGAACGAUGGGAAUCUACUGCAGCCGGAGUACGUGCUGGUGGGAGGGCAGAAGGUCGAGGGCGUGAGGAAGCCGAGGCAGCUGUAUGGCGGGAAGCCGGCGUUUGAGGCUGUGCCGGAGGGGGAGAGGGGGAGGGGCGAUGAGAAGGGGUUGGGCUUUGAUGCGGAUAAGACGAGGGGGCUGUGA